Symbiodinium natans is the source of this 525-nucleotide messenger RNA. NCBI's taxonomy places the organism in Eukaryota, Dinophyceae, Suessiales, Symbiodiniaceae. The record is from the annotation of a GenBank genome assembly.
AUGUCCGGGGAGGUCUUAUUCCAGCGAUUGAAGAAAGACCUUCUUCGAAAGAUGCGCCGCAAGAAACGCGAGCUGGAUGUGAAGGAGAAGCUGCGGCUGCUGCAUGCGGCCAUGGCAGACUACGACUCUCAGGUGGCGGAGCUUCUGCCGUUCUUCAUCAGCAACACCGAAAGAGAUAGGGCUGAAAAGAGGCUGUCAGAACUCCAAUGGGGAAUUGCAGACACAGCAGAGGGACAAGAGAUGAAGCAGAGAUGGAAAAUGGACAGGCUGCGAAGGGCGCCUCAGCGCCAGUCCAAGGACAUCUCUAUCUCGUUGUCCCCAGGCAUGCGGCUUAUGUUGCGGCCGUCUGGGCUUGGAAACUUUCAGCUCUUCUCUCGCCGGAAGGUUGGACCAAACCAGAAUCCCAACGAGGUUGCGCUUGGCAUCCACAACGAUGGCAAGGUAAUCGACGUCUACAACAACAAGCCCAACCCGCCUUUGAUCAAGCUCCAGCCGACCAUCGCGAUCGAACUGAGCGCAAGCUGA